AUGUUUUUCUCACUCUCUUCAAUACGAAAGCCUAAACAGGAAUUCAAUUUAUUACAUUUGGAAACUCAAGAAUACUACUUUCUAUCCCUCAAAGUCUCUCUUCACAAUAACAAUGAAAUUCGUGGCAAAUUGCACAUCUGUUCCCGUUCCCUAGUAUUCCAGCCAAACCAACCAAAAUUACCCAUGAUCAAGAUGAAAUACUCAAAUAAUCUCAUACUGAAGAUUUUGCGUAACAUCGACACAAAAACCAUGAAUCAAAUCAUGUCGAUCAAAUGGACUCCCUCCUUACUGAUGGAAGACAUCGACUCACUAGAUAUUAAUUAAUUGUAUCAGCAUUUCAAGAGAGACAAAAACAAUGAAUUAUUGGAUCGACUCUACAAAGUUCAAUCCAGAACUGCCAAUUCACAAUAUACUAUCAUGUUUCUUAGAGUAGAUAAACUGUUUGUUAUUAAUAGAAAUCCAAUCAGUCCCUACAUUACUGAAACUUGCGAUGAGAAUAUUGUGUUUUCCAUUUCAUAAUCAAAUUCAAAAUAAAAUAUUGUCAGAUUUCUCAAGCUUUAUCAAGGACUCACCCAAGCAGAAGAUGAAAACUCAUUUAUAAGCACAAUCAUCAACACAACACUAAAUGAAGCAAUGAAUGAACACAGAGCCUACUCCUCUUAGUAAGGACUCAAAAUUGAACUCGCUGUUAAGUGUAAAUUGAUUAAGCCUGAAGGCAACAUCUUUGGAUUGUUUUCUAUUUAGAGAGAUGAAGGAAUUAAAUACAUUCCAUUAAUCAAUUCUCCAAAAGGGAAGAUAUUGAUGUGGCAAUUGACUGAUAUUAAAUUCUUCUUGAAAUAUCGUUACAUGUUUAAAUAAAUUGGUUUAGAAAUCUGGUUCUUCAAUAAAAAAAGAAGUGUUUUACUUGUUUUUGAAGACCCACAACAAUUAGACACUGUCUAUAAAUAUUUAAUCAGAAAAACUACCAAAAAUUAAAUCAGCUCCAUUACAGUUGAAAAACUAACAGAACUUUGGGUUGAUGGCGGUUUAAGCAACUUUGACUAUUUGAUGUCCUUAAACACUUUUUCCAGUAGAAGCUUCUGCGAUCUAUCCGCAUAUCCCGUAUUUCCUUGGAUCAUUGCAGAAUAUACAGACAAAAACUUUGAUUUAACAUCUCCAGAAUUCUUCAGGGAUUUGUCUCGUCCUGUUGGAGCACUAAACAAACAUAGAUUACAAAAAUAUAAACAAUCCUAUUAAGAAUAAUUGAAAAGUCAAAAGAAUAACAAUAAUAAUGACAUGAUACCAUACAUAUAUCCUACUCAUUAUUCCAGUCCAGGAACUGUCGUGUAUUAUUUAAUUAGAAAAAUACCUGAAUUUGUUAUUAAACUAUAAAACGGUGUAUUUGGACCAACUGACCGUAUCUUCAGAGGUAUUGAUAGCACCUGGUAUACAACAUUAAAUUUACACGCCGACUCUAAAGAAUUGAUUCCAGAAUUCUAUUCACUUGAUCCAGAUUUCUUGAUCAAUUGUGAUAAAUUGGAAUUGGGAAUGACUUAGGAAGGAGAGAUUAUUGAUGAUGCCAUCAUACCACCUUGGGCUAAUUCAAUGACUGAUUUCUUAUUGAAAAUGAGGAUGGCAUUAGAGAGUGAUUACGUAAGUUCUUAGUUGCCAAAGUGGAUAGAUCUAAUAUUUGGUUGCAAAACCAGAGGAGAAGAGGCUGUCAAGUAAGAUAAUUUAUUCUAUCCUUAUACUUAUGCUGAAAAUGUGAACUGGAAUUAAUGCAGAACCUCUAUAGAAAAACAAGCUUUGGAAACAUAGGUAGCAGAAUUUGGAUAGGUUCCAAUAUAGUUAUUUAAUUCAAGUCAUCCAAACAGAAAACUCAAAAUACACCCUUCAUUGAAAUAAAAAUAAUAGUUAAAUUCAUCAAGUUAAAGAAAUCUAUAAUUAACAGACAUUCAAUAGGAAUCCUAGAAUAAGGAUUAUGUUACAUGUUUGUAGAAUUAGGUAUCAUCUUUAUAAUGGGAAAAUGAGAAACUGAAAUUUAAUUUAGAUACAAUUAAACAGGAGUUCUAAUUAUAAAAAAUAGAGACAUUCAAUUCAUAAUACGAUUAAGAAGAAAUAGAUAAAAAAGGAUAAGAUUUGAUGAGCGAUGAUAGUUUAUAUCAACAAAUCAAGAUGUGA
This is a messenger RNA of Paramecium tetraurelia, 2160 nucleotides long. RefSeq lists its product as uncharacterized. NCBI's taxonomy places the organism in Eukaryota, Ciliophora, Oligohymenophorea, Peniculida, Parameciidae. The record is from RefSeq and is a predicted model, not a curated record. The transcript has 4 exons.